ACAGGAUUCUCAAUUUGUAAAUAGGUAAAACUUACUUUACCAAGUUCCACCACGUGCAAAGCUACGCCUCAUCCACUCAUCCGUCUCCCUGACAUUAAGGCGCGAAAAUAUUUUCUCACGUUCUCUCCCCUCCGCCCUGCAACGGAAAUCUUUCGCCGUUCCGAACAGACUCAAACCGAUCCAUCAUCCAUACCGGAGUAAUUCCCAUGCUUUCUCAACCCAAACCCUCCCCCUUAUUUAUUUGCUGUUUUUGCAUUUAAUCCAUAGAAAUCACUUCCAAAAUCCGUAAAGAACAAAAAAAAAAAAAAAAAUUUCAAACUCCUCGAUCUCUUUCAUCGAUCCAAUGGCAAGAACUGUGAUGGUCACCGCGGCAUCAUCGCCGUUGCCGUCGCGCGUCGGUAACGUUCCAGCGGAUCUUGAUCUGAAGGACGUUGAUCUUGAUGUCGAAAUCGAAGGCGUGAAUCCUCUGAAUCUUGGAAUCCAAGGGUUAGGGCUAAAGGUGCAUCCAUGGAUUCACGAUGAGGUGCAGAAAUGUGAGGAGUUUGAGUCGCCUAAGCGUCAGAUUUUAGGAUUGGACAAUGAAGAAAUUACUGUAAAGCAUAAGAUUGAGGUACUGGAACGAAAAGUGCGAGGUUUAAUGUUCGAGAAAGGGGUAAACCAGGGUAAGUUCAAGAAAUGUGGGAAUGAGAGUGAAAUUGAAGAAUGUAAGGGUUUGAAUGAGAAGGAAAUCCAACAAACGGUUUUCAAUGUAAUCCUUGGAGAAGGGAAAAGUAGCAAUGGCUUUGAAGAAACGGAGAAACAAGAAGAAUUUGAGGCAUUGAAGGAUAUAUCGCAUCAAGCCGUGGAGAUUGAAGUUGACAUUGCUCGAUUCCAAGAGAAUCCUGUCCAGUUGGUGUCGAAGAAGAAAGAACUCGCUGCCAAACUGAAAAGGCUGAAAGGAAUGCUGGAUGAGCUUGAUUGGAGUGAUGCGGAAUUUGAAAAUGAGAUGAAAGAGGGGAGUGCGAGUGAUGAAUCGUCAACUUGUGAUUUGGAUGCUGAAGUAGAGGGAAGAGAAGUGAAUGUUGAGGAGGUUGGAGAGAGUAGAGUGCAUAGAUUGCGCAAUGAGAUUGAGUUGUUGGAGUUGAUGUUGUCAAGGGUGACUAUUGGCUUGCUUGAUUCAGAGAUAUUGAAGGGAGAAGUGGGGGCUUUAAGGGGGUCUGAGGAGGCAGUUAGGGAGAUGAGAGUAAAGAUGGUGGAAUUUCAUGACAGGCUGUGGGAGCUGAAGAGGUCUAUUUUGGAGUUGACAAGCAAGAAGACCAAGGAAUUGAUAGGCUGGAUCAAGACAGAAGAGCAGAAGUUGAAGACUGAUGGAGAGGAGAGAGUGAAGGGCUCAAAGCUGAAUUGGGGUGCAAUUGCAACAUCUAUUGGAGCCAUUAUUGUAGCUACCGCUGUGGUUUUCAUGAGACACGGAAAGGAGAAAGCAAAAGUAGAGAGGGGAAACAAGAACUGAACUGGUUAUAAUUUCUUUCCCCAGCGCAUUUUGUUUAUCACUUUAGGCACUACAGUAGUUCUGAAUACAGAUGUAAAGCUCCUGCCUUGUCUUAGAGUGAAUUAGGUUCUAUAUCCAAGUGUCCGUAUGAACUGGACAAGUCUGAAUUCUCAAUUGCUAUGGUAUCUGAUCCUUGUAUUUUGAAAAUUUAGUGAUGGAAGAAGCAAUGCUGGUUUUGUAAUUUAGUCUACUAUGUUCUAGGACGCAAGCAUUUUUU
Molecule: messenger RNA, 1745 nt
Organism: Rubroshorea leprosula
Lineage: Eukaryota; Viridiplantae; Streptophyta; Magnoliopsida; Malvales; Dipterocarpaceae
Source: the annotation of a GenBank genome assembly